This is a messenger RNA of Funneliformis caledonium, 341 nucleotides long. The record is from the annotation of a GenBank genome assembly. NCBI's taxonomy places the organism in Eukaryota, Fungi, Glomeromycota, Glomeromycetes, Glomerales, Glomeraceae.
AAUCAAAUUCAACUAUGGCUCACAUUAAUGUUAAAUUAAAGGAAUUAGAAUUACCAGAUGAACAUAAUAAAGAUCCUAAUGAUGGUGAAAAUGUAUUAGAUAUAGAGACUGAUAUAGUAGGCGAAAAUGAUGAUGAAAGUGAUUUUGAUGAUGAUGUUGAAGAAUCACAAAUUCAAGAUCAAUUAGAUCAAUGGUUAGAAAUGCUUCAAGAAAGUAAUGAAAAUGAAAAUGAUUUAAAUUUAGGUCUUGAUGUUGAAAGUAUUGAUCAUCCAGCAGAAAAUAGUAAUGCAAAAUGGGAUUUAAAAAUUAUGUUUAAAGAUAAUUUGCAUUGUCCUUUCUAA